UUCUUCUUCCUCUUCUUCUGUUGUUGCAGCAACCGUGACUGUUCUUCCGAAUAACCGUGACUAUUCGGAACAUACAGUUACAACUGCAACAACAGAAAUGGGAUUUCAUAGAGCGAGAGGCCAUCAAUCCCAUCAUCAUCCGCAAGGGUUGUCACUUAGUCUUUCCUCUCAACAACUUCCGUUUAGGUCUUUUGCCAACGCCGGUGGGGCUUUGAAUAGUAGUAUACAAAGUGUUGUACUUGGAUCCAAGUUUCUGAAAGUGGCACAGGAGCUUCUUGAUGAAGCCGUUAACGUGGGUAACGAUAAUAAGGUGGAUUAUUCCAACAAUAAAGAGAAGAUGAAAGGGAAUAAAAAUGUUGAAUCCACGUCUGAUGGUGGCGGUGAUGAUAAUAGAUCAAGUGGUGGGGGCGACGGUGAAAAUAGUGGUGGUGACAACAAGCAAGGAAGUGAACUCAACACUGCUCAAAGACAAGAGCUUCAUAUGAAUAAGUCCAAGCUUGUUACCAUGCUUGAUGAGGUGGAGCAAAGAUACCGAGAGUACAAGCAACAAAUGCAAAUUGUGACGUCAUCAUUUGAGGAAGCAGCUGGUUAUGGAGCUGCAAGAACAUACACAGCACUUGCAUUGAAGACAAUAUCGAAGCAAUUUCGGUGCCUAAAAGAUGCAAUAUCUUUGCAGAUCAAAACGACUGGCAAGACGCUAGGUGAAGACAACUGCAUGGGAGUUAAAGUCGAGGGUUCAAGGCUUAGAUUCAUUGAUCACAAUCUCCGGCAACAAAGGGCGCUUCAACAGUUGGGAAUGAUACAACACAAUGCUUGGAGACCACAAAGAGGAUUGCCCGAACGAGCGGUUUCUAUUCUUCGAGCUUGGCUUUUCGAACAUUUUCUUCACCCUUAUCCAAAGGACUCCGAUAAGGUUAUGCUUGCAAGACAAACUGGACUUACUCGGAGCCAGGUAUCAAACUGGUUUAUAAAUGCCCGAGUUAGGCUAUGGAAACCAAUGGUUGAAGAAAUGUACUUAGAAGAAAUUAAGGAUCAAGAACACAACAACAAUAAUGGCUCCCAAGAUGAUGAUGAUGAUGACACUAACACCGCCAACAAGAAGAAGAAGCAGCUAAUAAGAGAAUCAUCAAACAAGGAAUUAUGGUCAUCAUCAUCAUCACAAUUAGAACAACCACCAUGUAGUAGUAGUGUCAUUAGACUUGACCACUUAAACUCCAACCAAAACACCACUACUCCAAUAACUGAGAUCUCAGCAAAUUCCAACAACAAUUCAAUCUCAACAUCUCCAUUGAAUCUAAGGAAUCCUCAUCAUGAGAUUAUGAACUCUCCAGGUACCAUUCUUUCUGUGGACAUGGAAAUGAAGCCGAUAAGAGAGACAAAUAGCAACAACAACAACAACCACCUAAAUUUUGGAAUUGAAUUAGGGAACCCUAAUAAAGACGGUUACCCUUUGAUGGCUUCUUUUGGGAAUGAAAACCACGACGGUGGCGGGGGUAGCGGUAGCGGUUAUGGUUCUACUACAUUCUCCAUGGAAGACAUUGGAAGGUUCCAUCAACAAUUGGUGGCUCCAAGGUUCCAUGGGAAUGGUGUUUCACUCACUCUAGGGCUUCCACCAAGUGAUAACAACAACACCAACAAUAACUUUCCAUCCCAACAAGUAGAGUUUCUCUCCUCACACAACAUGCAUUUGGGAGGAGGAGGAGGAGGAGGAGGAAGGAUUCAUCAUCAUCAUCACGAGAUUGAAGCAGCAACCAAUGAUGAUGAGUUUUGUGGAAUGAAGAACAAUGCCACAACACCUUCUUCUCAUUCAGGAACAAGUUAUGAUCAUAACAACAACAACAUUGACAUGUGGGGUCAGUUUUGGAGGGUCUGAUAAGUUGACAUUGGAUUUUCUUGGAGUUGGAGGAAUGGUAAGAAAUAUCAACACUGGUGCAACAACACAUGCAUUUUCACAAACACAUAGAGAGCAACAACAACAAGGAAUGAUGAGUACCUUGAGUUCUUUGGAUUCGGACCUGAAAUCAGCACAAUCAGCCACACCAAGCCACCGUUUUUGAAGUUAGUUCUUCAUCUCUGCAAUGAUCAAGGAAAAUAAUUAAAUUAAAUUAAAAACAGACAAUGUUAGUUGUUUUACGUAUGAACUUGUUCAAAAACAAUUGUUCUUUAUUAUUUUUUUUCUUUUUCUCUAAUUGGCACAUUAUGACAUUAGGGUUUCAAUUCCAAAAACCGCAAUCCUUGUAGUAG
Molecule: messenger RNA, 2244 nt
Organism: Arachis ipaensis
Lineage: Eukaryota; Viridiplantae; Streptophyta; Magnoliopsida; Fabales; Fabaceae
Source: RefSeq, a predicted model, not a curated record